Pyricularia oryzae 70-15 is the source of this 3549-nucleotide messenger RNA. RefSeq names its product septin. The record is from RefSeq and is a predicted model, not a curated record. Gene Ontology annotation, cellular component: septin ring; cytosol; cell division site. Bases 1315 to 2946 code for a protein of 543 amino acids. The transcript is spliced from 5 exons. Gene Ontology annotation, molecular function: GTP binding; molecular adaptor activity; GTPase activity. NCBI's taxonomy places the organism in Eukaryota, Fungi, Ascomycota, Sordariomycetes, Magnaporthales, Pyriculariaceae. Gene Ontology annotation, biological process: cytoskeleton-dependent cytokinesis.
CAGAAAGCUGCAGGUCCCGAUUCGUAUGUGGGCAGUUGAUCUUGGUCGUGGACUGAAUUUUGUUCCUUCAGCCCGUCACUCUUUUCUUUCAUAAUUAAUACCAUCCGGUCUACCGCCGUUAACGCAACCCUUUCGUUUCUACGCUUCCUGAUUGGGGUGUAGCGGUAGCCGCUCUUAUUCUUCCACAAACUGCGUGGCAUACACGACGUAUCACAGCGCGUAGGAGCACCGUAGCUCCUGAGGAGUGUAUUAUUCCGUAACCUUUUUUUUACUUGCUUACAAUUCCCUUUCAUCCCAACUUUUAAACCUACCACGUUCUAUUAGCCCACCCCGGGAGCGCGCAUAGGCUUCCAUUGCAAAGGCAAAAGAAAAGAAAACAAACAAGAAAAGGCUGGCGCCGUUGAAGAGCCACAUUACUACAUUACUAGCAAUAAACAAGGAAAGGCCAAGAUUUGAACAGCGCCUCCGAACAAAGAAGCAACUUAGUCUCAACCCCUCUGCCGAACGCGCAGAAGAAAGAUUGCUGUUGCGCCCGCAUUCGUCCAACAAAGACGAGACGCAGUCGAACCAAAUACCUAUAUGCGACGUGAAGGAAAACAGGUGCUCUCUGUAUCCUGUCGACCCUAAUCAACACCUCAAUCGAACACUGUCACGCGUCGACUUGUACCCAUCGAUUCGCCUGAAUAAAAAAAAACCUAUAGAGUCGACGACAUAGAGGCAACGCAAGCAACUUGAAAGCAACGAACACCAGGCGGGGCAGGCGAACGGAAAGAAUAUAGCACCAAGUCUCGUUGUGUAACUGGACGUUGAUAUCGCCCAUUUUCCCGUCGUUGAUUUGACGACAAGGCGGUGUAACGCGACACACAAGUCGCAUUCGUCUUGCUGGAAGCUUUUUAAGAGGUAACUGAGCCACCUCAACGUAAUAAAAGAGGCGCUUCCACCACUCGAAACGAGCCAACCGGAAGAAAAGAAUAAACCGAAACAGAUCAGGGGGAGCCAGCCGCCAGCAACAAAACAAAAUCCAUCUGCUGUGCCAUCCUGCACCCUAUUUGCCUGCGUCUCCAAUUCUACAUCAGCGCCAUUCGACUGGCUUACCUACCUAUUCAAUUAAUCAGACGGAGCUCCUUUUUGAUCGUCGGCCUGUCCGCCUUCGAUUGCUGGACCCCGAAAUUUCCUUGGGCCGUGAUUGCCUAAAUUACCGAAACAGCUGCCGAAAAGUUACCCAUAGUGGCAGCUUCCCAGUACACAGCCGGCCCGGUCCCCGCCCGGUCGCCUUUACGACAGGCACCCUCGACAGAAGAUCCCCGAACAACCAUGAGCCCUCCCACACGCCGCUCAAGUCUCGGAAUGUUGUUAAGACGCAGCAAGUCAGGCGAGCUCAAGGGCAAGAAGGCCCAGCUCAGAGAACAGGAACUUCAGCGACAGCGUGACGCCUCGGUUCCCAAAUCCCCUCCUCGCCUCCCCGUGCUCUACAACGGCGCACCAGCCCCGGAGCUGCAGUCCUUUGGCGGCGAGAAUCCUCGUCCGGACAGCUUCCAGAUCGUCUCUGGCCAACACUCGUUUAUUGACAACCAGUCCCUUCUCUCGCGUCCCUCGAUGGAGCCCAGCUCACGCUCCGCGAUCAACAUUCCCGUCCCGCCCAUUCCCAAUGGCGCCUGGGUCGACCCCUAUGCUCGCACCGAGAGCAUGACGCAUCGUGGCAGGUACAGCUACGCGAGCAGCGCCAUAAGCUCGGUUAACAACCCGAGGAGGGUUCGAAGACGCAAGGACCCGACUCCUUUCAACAUUCUAAUCGUCGGUACGCAAGGUUCUGGCAAGACAUCAUUCCUAGAAUUCCUCAAAACUUCGCUCGCCCUGCCGCCAAAGAAGCGCACCAAGAGUACCAUCGAUGGCAGUGAAUUGACGCCUAGGGCUGCUGCUUCGGGCAACUUUGUUCCUCACUACCUCGAAACCGAAAUCGAUGGCGAACGCGUCGGUCUGACACUAUGGGACUCGGAGGGCUUCGAGAAGAACGUUGUGGAUCUUCAGCUCCGCGAAAUGUCGGCAUUCCUUGAAAGCAAAUUCGAAGACACAUUCACUGAGGAGAUGAAGGUUAUGCGUUCUCCUGGUGUCCAAGAUACCCACAUUCACGCCGUUUUCCUUGUCCUUGACCCUGCUCGUCUUGACCGGAACAUUGCUGCGGUCAAAGCUGCGCAAGCUCCUGGCAGCAAGACCCAGGGUAUUCCCGCGCGCGUUGUCGGCAGCCUAGAUGAGGACCUGGACCUCCAAGUUCUGCGUACGCUGCAAGGCAAAACCACUGUCAUCCCGGUCAUCUCCAAGGCCGACACAAUCACCACCAAGCACAUGGAUGUGCUCAAGCGAACCGUCUGGGAUAGCCUGAAGAAGUCAGGUCUGGAUCCACUGGAGGCCCUCGGGUUUGACGACGAUGAAGCGACUCCGGAUUCUAGCAGAAUCGACGAGGAGGAUGAGGAGCCGGCUGAGGACGAUGAAGAGGUAGCCAGCGGAGAAAAAUUAACAACACACGAAGAUGACGAAAUCGACGGCGAGGUGUCAAAUCAAGACGAGGACGAUGGCGAUGUUGUAGGCGCUAACUCUGCCUCGCCGUCGUCGAGGGCGUCGAAGAGGGAUUCAAUUCGUCGUAGUCGAACUGCAGAAGAACUCAAGCAGGACGAGCCGCCUUUCAUUCCUAUGUCGAUAAUCAGCCCGGACAUUUACGAGCCUGGUGUCGUCGGACGCGCGUUCCCGUGGGGAUUUGCAGACCCCAACAACGAAGAUCACUGCGAUUUUGUCAAGCUCAAGGAGGCCGUGUUUAAUGACUGGCGCGGCGAGUUGCGCGAGGCCAGCAGGGAGCAGUGGUACGAGACGUGGAGGACGAGCAGACUCAAGGAGCGCAAGCUGGCCGGUGGCGGACCAGUACAGACUGCGCGGAGGUUUGUUGGCCAGUGAUUUGUUGCCCUCCCUUUCAUUUGUCGCGGUGGAGAUUGGUUUCUUUUCUCCCUUCAGCUUUGGGCACGGCUUCGCCACCUUUAUCUUGUGUCCUGAUUCCCUCGUGUUUUCACCCUCGACUUGUUGGUAUCUUGUCGUGGUUUUAUUUUUGUUCAAAGCAGCAUACCCAAUUGUGCAACUGGCUUUUUAUUUGUCUUUUUUUUUUCUCGCAUAUUCGUUUCCACAACCGUGUAGGCUGGAUUGUUGACUUGUUGACAUUCCACGCUAUGUGCAGGACUGGCUUCAUAGAAACUUAGGGAUGACCACAGUGUCUAAAACCAAAUCCCGUUAUUUUACUAUUCUCAUACUACUUUAUCAUACCUGUUUCUUACUAGGUACGUGCGUGGGAAAUAUUGUAUUCACAAACCGGCUGGUAAGCAGUCUUCUGCGCGCACUUUGGCCGCGAUUCUUCAGCAAUUCAAGUUUUCGAUUCAUCUGUAUAUCUUAUUCAAGGGGAAUUCGCUUAGCCUUGCUUCUUACAUUUUGGUUCAUGCACAGAGUCUAGUCUGACUCGGUCAAGAUUGGCAAUUUGACAAUCGGGUAUCUUCUGAAGACAAGAAAGAC